CCGCACGUUAAUGGCCUAACGAAGUACAUUGCCAAAGCUUUGUCUCUCAGGCGAACCAACCAACCGUAAUUUCUCUCUGCCGAACCCACCGCCACCGCCACCACACCGUUACGCCUUCCAAAUACCGCAACCCGCGCCUCACCUUUUCCCCAUGGGAUCCCCCGCCGAAGCACCAUCUCCUGAUGCCGCACCCGCAUCAUCUCCUCCUCCUCCUCCGCCGCCGACGACGACUCGGCCCUCACCGUUCCCCGGACGGGAAGACUGCUGGUCGGAGGAGGCCACCUCCACCCUCAUCGACGCAUGGGGUUCCCGUUACCUCUCCCUCAGCCGCGGCAGUCUCCGCCAAAAUCACUGGCAGGAAGUCGCCGCUGCCGUCAACGCCGCCCACGGCCACGACCCAAGACACCGCCGCACCGAUGUCCAGUGCAAGAACCGCAUCGAUACCCUCAAAAAGAAGUACAAGGUCGAGAGGGCUAGGGUUUCCGAUUCCACCGCCGGCGACGAUGACGGCGACGGACGCGUAUACUCCGGCACAUGGUCUUUCUUCCACCGCAUCGAUUCUCUCAUCGGAGACACGUAUCCUUUGAAAAAGCAGUCCCCGCCGGUGAAAUCCUCCCCUCGCCUUAAAUCCCCUCCGGCGGCGAAGCCUUCGCCGCCGCCGUGGACGGUGACUCCGGUAGGUCCCCGAUCCGGAACAAAGAAGCGAGCUGCGCCGAUGAGUUCCGAUGACACUUAUUUUCGCCGGAAGUUCUCGGCUUUUGCGGCCGCCGCGGUGGCGGCGGCUGCGGCGGAGAGUGAAGAUUCAAAGGGGAGCAGCGAGAAGAGGAGAAGGGUAACAAAAAACGAUGAAGAAUGGGAAAUUGGGUACCGAGAAUUGGCACAUGCUAUUGAGAAAGUUGGUGAGAUAUAUGAGAGAGUUGAAGCGGCGAAGAGGAAGCAAAUGGUUGAGUUGGAGAAACAAAGGAUGCAGUUUGCUAAGGAUUUGGAGUGUCAGAGGUUGAAGCUGUUCAUGGAGACUCAGCUUCACAUACACAAGAUCAAUAAUCACUCUUCUAAUGAUGCUGCUGAUAGUUUCUCAUAGCAACUAGUAAUGCACUGAUGAUGGACGAAAACUCCAAUGGGUAAAUUAGAUAGAUGUUACGUUUGGUCAUGGAAGCAUAUUUGCCCCCUUUUUUUAACUAAAAAAAAUAAAAAAAUGUCUUAGUAAGAAUUUAGGUUGGUUUGUAUUUAUUUACAGUUAUAAUGCUAUACUGUCCUUUGUGAAGAGAAUUUACUCUAUCUAUCAAUUUCUUAAACAUGAACAAGCUGAUUGUGGAUAAUGUAAUCAAUUAGAAAU
Arachis stenosperma is the source of this 1336-nucleotide messenger RNA. RefSeq names its product trihelix transcription factor ENAP1-like. Lineage: Eukaryota; Viridiplantae; Streptophyta; Magnoliopsida; Fabales; Fabaceae. Gene Ontology annotation, molecular function: transcription cis-regulatory region binding. The transcript has 2 exons. Gene Ontology annotation, cellular component: nucleus. The coding region runs from base 152 to 1081 and encodes 309 amino acids. The record is from RefSeq and is a predicted model, not a curated record.